CACCGAAUGAUGGAUCAUUGAUUAGGCGGAGCUGAGGACAGAUCGCACAGGGUUGCACCGACAGUGGAUCGCCUCGGCUCCGAGCCCGCAUUUGAAACGGCCAGCAGUUUAACUUCCGGCUCCCGAACUGGCAAGCCUGACAUCCGCGCCACGAUAUGCAGAAUAGUACAGGAAUCGGUGUCCUCGAUCCAGGCCUCUUAUGUUCUGGGCCCGUCCAAUUGGCCUGCAAUCGCACCCGAAUCAGGUUAACUAGCCCCGAAUUUUGUCUCCGCCUUUUGUCCGCCCGGGUCAUCGGGUCAGCGGCUUCCUGCAUUCCUCACGGAAGACAGCUUUGCUCACUCUUCUUGAUUUUCUUGUCUUUGGCCAGCUUUGGAAAUGGGCACCGUCAUCGUAUCACACUGCCCAACCAACCUACUCAGAGAUUUCUCAAGACGGGGGCUCGAGAUGUGGAGAUAUGCGGUAUUGUCUACCUCGAGCGCCAGUCCCGUCAAGCGGGGCGACGGGACGAUCAACACCGCUCGCGAUACAAAUGAUGGAACCUAGCGCCAUCCAGAUCGCCUAGCCACGGCGCUACGACUCGGCUGCCCCCUGUUAGAACAACCCCGCUUCUGUGUGAUGAUUCUGGAUGUGAAGACUUUACGCUCCCGUUCAAUG
Molecule: messenger RNA, 654 nt
Organism: Aspergillus heteromorphus CBS 117.55
Lineage: Eukaryota; Fungi; Ascomycota; Eurotiomycetes; Eurotiales; Aspergillaceae
Exons: 1
Coding region: 156-533 (125 amino acids)
Source: RefSeq, a predicted model, not a curated record